GAUGUAGACAUAUUGGCAUGGAGAGAUAGAGAGUCCCACAGGCACAGACAAUAACCCUUAAAAACUCUCUCUCUUUUCUCUUUCCUUUUCUUCACUCAAAAGACCAGUAAGGGACAAGAUCCCGGAAAGGCGAGCCAGCGUCAGACUCAGUUUUCCCUUUUGCUUUCUCACUUUCAUCUCAUUCAUCAUCAUCCUCAUCAUCAUCUUUCGCCACCCAACCAACCUCAAAGCUCUCUCCUUUCUUAGUUUCACCCAUACCCAGAUGGCUGCUCACCCUGUCUCGGAUCUCUGUCCUUUCUUUCACUGAAAAAGCUUCUAUUUUUGGUCUCUGGAGCUGGUGGGGUUCCCCCAUUGAAGGAGGAUGUACCCGAGGCUCAUACACCCCCAUGAUGGAAUUGUGGCGCAGGAUGACAUCCAGGCUGCUGCUUCCAACCUCUCUCACUCUCACAAGGGAGACCCUUGUCUCGUUCUCACUGCUGAUCCCAAACCUCGCCUUCGUUGGACUCAGGACUUGCACGAACGAUUCGUUGAUGCCGUCACACAGCUUGGGGGAGCAAGUAAAGCUACACCAAAGGCAAUCAUGCGGACCAUGAAUGUCAAGGGUCUGACUCUGUUUCAUUUGAAGAGUCAUCUGCAGAAAUACAGGCUUGGUAAGCAAUCUGGGAAAGAUGUUGGUGAAGGAUGCAAAGAUGGAAUAUCAGGUUCAUAUCUUUUAGAAAGCCCUGGCACUGAGAACACUUCUCCAAAGCUGCCAACUUCCGACACAAACGAGGGAUAUGAAAUCAAGGAGGCAUUGAGAGCACAGAUGGAAGUGCAGAGUAAGUUACAUUUGCAAGUGGAGGCAGAGAAGCAUUUGCAGAUUCGGCAAGAUGCAGAGAGGAGAUACAUGGCCAUGCUUGAAAGAGCUUGCAAGAUGUUGGCUGAUCAAUUUAUUGGUGCUACAGUUAUAGACACUGACAGCCAAAAGUUUCAAGCAAUUGGAAGCAAAACACCUAGAGGUACUUUGGUUGAUCCUCUUGGAUUUUACUCCUUGCCAUCAGCUGAGGUGGCCGGGGUGAAUGUUCCAGAUGAAGAAAUAGCACCUAGUCUCCCACCCCAAAGGGCUGAUUGUUCAACUGAAAGUUGUUUAACCUCACAUGAAAGUUCUGGAGGAUUGACUUUAGAAGGAUCUACCGGUGGGGGAAAAAGAAGGAUGCUAGGCAUGGACUCCAUGGCAGCUCCUUUGAUCUGGAGUGAAGCUAAGAUGAGAACUCAGGCCAUCAAUGUGGCCCAAGGUAGUCAUCCUCAAGGAAUAACUAGGUAUGGCAUGUAGGGAUGGUUCAUCCUCUCAUCAUCUUCCUUUGCCCUUCAUUCGUUCCUUUUUCUUUACAGGUACAUGAACUCAUGUCUUGUAAGUUAGUAGUGAGACAUAGGUGGAAUCAAUUUUACCCUUUUGUAAAUUCAAACUUCUCUCUGCCUUUAAGCAUUGCAAAAAUCUACCUCCGACUAUACAAAAUUUGUGUGUUUCAAUGACUUUUAUGGAUGAACUCUUCAAAGAA
This is a messenger RNA of Vigna radiata var. radiata (mung bean), 1538 nucleotides long. Its product is annotated as protein PHR1-LIKE 2. The transcript has 6 exons. NCBI's taxonomy places the organism in Eukaryota, Viridiplantae, Streptophyta, Magnoliopsida, Fabales, Fabaceae. Bases 362 to 1312 code for a protein of 316 amino acids. The record is from RefSeq and is a predicted model, not a curated record. Gene Ontology annotation, molecular function: DNA-binding transcription factor activity; DNA binding.